Molecule: messenger RNA, 831 nt
Organism: Scaptodrosophila lebanonensis
Lineage: Eukaryota; Metazoa; Arthropoda; Insecta; Diptera; Drosophilidae
Product: retinin-like
Exons: 2
Coding region: 86-631 (181 amino acids)
Source: RefSeq, a predicted model, not a curated record
AUCGAACAACAGUCAGACGCCAGAGUUGACAAAGUCACCUUAACCCAGUCUUCCAGCAAGUAUAACGUAAAAAGCAUCAUCAGCCAUGUUUAAGCUGUGCCUGCCUCUGUGUGCAAUUGUUCUUAUCCUUGCUGGUGCUACCGGCGCAGCUACUCUGGACUGGCCAGCGAAUUUAGUCGCCGUAGGCCCAGGAAAAUCAUCGCAAGCACUGCCUGUGGCCAUUUCCGAGGAGUCGGCUGAGGCCUUGGAGGCCAGCUCGAAUGGCGUAUCUGAGGAGGACGAUCUAUCCGAGUCUUCUAGCGGCAGUAGCCGCGAUGGCAGCUCAAAUGCCGCCGAUUCGCGCAUAGUCUCCGCCGUACCUGUCUCGUUGCCCUUGCCACUUAUUGUGGCCGCACGCUCAGGUUUGCGCACCGUCCUCACCAUCCAAGAGCCCACAGUAGCUAGAGUUGGCGAGGUGGUCCAGCAUGUGCCCACGGCUGUGUCGCAUCAAAGCCAGACUGUUGUGCACGACCACAAGCGUGUGGUCACUCCAAUUGUGGCUCCCGCUGUACGUACCACACAGCAGGUGCGUCAACAGCAGCCAUUGCUUUGGUCCAUCAACGAACCCCGAGUUGUCGUCUUGAGAAACUAAGCGUUAAGGCAGGCAGCAACACGAUGAUGAAACCAAAGAGAAAAUUAUGCCAAAUUCGUACGCUUCUGUUUUCAAGCUAACAAAUACUUAGUCUCUUUCCUGCCAUUUCUUCUGCCAUACUACAAACUACAAUUGUAAUUGAUCUUUCGUACUCUCUUCUCUGUAGCUCGCUUUUUUUGGAAUAAAGAAUCUGCAUCAAA